UUAAACUCAUGGCUUUAAUGUAACGACUUUUGAAAGGACCAUAACUUAAGAGGCUGCCUAACACAUCACUUACUACACUUCACUUCCUCCGGGAUGUGGAGACGCUGGAUAAACAGAUGCUCUGACGGGAUAUUUGGUGUUCAGCAUAUUUGACACCCAUCUGCUGGGAGAGUUUAGGAGGUUGGAGUAGUUCCAUCUAUUUCCCUCUACCGUUUGCUGUGCGCUCUCAGAUACCCACGGCGCACUGUUUUCCUGCAGAAGGGCCACGGGGAACUUCGGGACGUGAAGAUAAGCAGGAGAUUCGCCCACAGUCCAGGCCGGCUCAUUGUGCCUGUUGUGAAAGGCAUCAUGAAGCUGACUUCUUUUAUUCUUUGUGCCACUUAAUCAUAUUUCCUGUGGUCCUUUCUCCCUGUAUGCUUUUCUACACUCGUGGUCCUUGAGCAUCGCUAACCUGGAGGGCAGAGCCAGGGUCUUCCGGGCUCUGAUUGGGUUUGCCCUGUUCUCCAUCCGGUACCAUGCGCACGGGUGAUCUUAAGUCAUAGGCUGGUUCCUUUGCGGUCUUUAGCAGUUCACACACAUCUGUACAUCCGGUGAGGCACUUUGCAUAGCAAGUCACUGUGCAUCUCCACUCCUGACAUGUACCAGUCGGCCAAGGCAGCCACCCCUUGAGGAAUCACUGUAUUUAAGAGUGAAACACCAUCCUUAUCAAUCACUCAACCCCAAUCCUCCAAAGCAGAAAUUGAGCGCAGCUGUCUCAGAUCUUUUUCAUUAUUAUGGGAAGAUGCUUGCCACAUUUUUGGCAGUGGCUUUUGAAAGCACUCUGUGUUCUCAAUUUGCCAGUUUUUAAAUAGCACACACAUUUCACCAAGUUUUUAUUCUGCUGAAUAAUGCUCUGAAGACUUUCUCGUAAGAACACCCCUGGGACCUUCUCUAUGUUAAGACGGUACCGAGCAAUUGAAAACAUUCUGCAGGCGCCUGAGCUCUGCCUAGUUUAACUCUCAGCCAUAGCAGCGGUCCAGGGAUCUGGGCCAAGACUGAGCACUGGGUGCCAGCAUGCAACCUAUUUUAGGAGCAUAAUAGAAAAGUAAUUUGCCACUCACUCUUUUGCAUCCUGUGCUCAAGUUGAAUUCUUUAUAUCCGCAUCCCCAGACAAAGAAUGGUUUAUAAAAUUUGCUCCAAGCAGUUUAGAAAACUCAGCUUGGCACUCAAGCAGAACAAAGAUUAUAUGGUUUUUUUCCCUAGGAAACAUUUUCUUCCUCAGAGUAAAAUGUAGUCACAAGGCAAGAUAGGAUCGUUGGAACCAUCAAAGGAAAUAACAGCCCUGUGAAGUGCCGGGCAGAGUCCAGCACACUGUAAAUGCACCACAGGGCACCUGCUGUAUGCAGUGUGUGGCAGAGGAGAGACGAGGAUGAGCGAGACCCACUUCCUGUCUUCAGUGGGUCUCAAGGCGGCAAAGGGAGUGAUGAGUCAAGGACAUAACUGCUCCGCUCCAGUGGAGCAUCUUGCUGGGAAAAUCAGGAAGGAACACUUACUUUCUGCAUGGAAAUGAUUUAUUCCCACAGGAAGAAGCUGUAGCAGAGGAGAGCCCAGGCAGGGAAGCCAGGAACCACAGCCUGACCUUUAUAUGGGCCUCUGGGCCCACAAUUCCAAUUCCUUAAGGGCCAGGUGUUAAAGUGGGAAGGGUAUUGGAACAUUUUGGCACCCCAAAAUAGCCCUUUUGGCAUGAGGAUUAUUGGGAGAAACAGCAAACACAGGAAAAGCUCAGAAAACAGAGCAGAAGUUGCCCUUUUGUAAGCGAAAUUUACCUGUAUAAAGGAUGUCUCCGUAUGAAGGGUAUCUCCUUUCUGUACCAGGAUGAGAAGAGGCUUGCAAGUCACAGGAACUCUUACAGUGCAGAAGGCACCACUUAAGUCUGUGGAACAGCCUUACCCUUGUUCACCGAGCUUUUCCUGGGAACCUCCCAUCACUGGCUCCCCCACCUUUCUGUCUUUUGCCUUUAGCUGAAGAUGGUAUUUAAGCUGGUGGCUUAGACCACCUGGGGAGUUACUCAGUUUUCCCUGGGUCUCCCAGGUAGACAGGAGGUAGGCGUUAAUAAACUUCUGUUUGCUUUUCUCUUGUUGCUCUAUUAUUACAGGGGUCUCAGCUAAGAACUCGGAGGGGUAGAGGGAAAAUUAUUUUUUCUCCCCUACAACCGUCUCUGUCCUCUCCAGGAAUCCCAGUCCUGUCACUCUAAGGAGGGGACUCAGGAUCCUUGCUCAGUGCCAGACAUUAGCUCUUGACCAAAGCCGCUGGCUGUCCUGGUGGGGACAAGAAUAAGACACUGCCCCCAAGGAGAAGGAGGGCCUCUGGCCUUGGGGAGGAGAGAGGGGGUGGGAUGGGCCAGGGAAGAUCCCAGGAAAGAGGGACGGGCCUCCAGAACAAGCCCAGAUAAGGGACAAAGACCUGUCAGUGCCCGGCUGAGAGAGGAGAACAAAGAAGAGAACAUCCUGGCCGCACAUCCCUGGGGCAUGGCACAGGUGGCUGGGGCCUCCUGCCCUCGGGCUGCUCCGGGCCAGCCCUUUGUGUUCAAGCUGGUCCUCCUGGGAAGUGGCUCUGUGGGCAAGUCCAGCUUGGCUCUCCGGUAUGUGAAGAAUGACUUCAGGAGUACCCUGCCUACCGUGGGAUGUGCGUUCUUCACAAAGGUGGUGGAUCUGGGUGCUGCGUCUCUGAAGUUGGAGAUCUGGGACACGGCCGGCCAGGAGAAAUACCACAGCGUCUGCCACCUCUACUUCAGGGGAGCCAAUGCUGCGCUUUUGGUGUAUGACAUCACCAGGAAGGAUUCCUUCGACAUGGUUCAGCAGUGGCUGAAGGACCUGGAGAAGGAGUUCCACCCAGGAGAGAUUGUGGUGAUGCUGGUCGGCAACAAGACGGACCUCGGCGAGGAGCGGGAGGUGACGUUUGAGGAGGGGAAGGAGUUUGCAGAGAGCAAGAGGCUGCUGUUCAUGGAAACAUCGGCCAGGCUGAACCACCAGGUGACCGAGGUCUUCAGCGCAGUCGCCCGAGAGCUGCUGCAGAGAGAAGAGAGGAAGGAGGGCCAGACCCAGCGGAGAGAUGCUCGGCUGGCUCUGAACGAGAGGCCCGCGGGACAGGCCAAGUGCUGUGCGCGCUAGGAGCAGCCACUGCAGGAGGGGCUGUGGGCAGGACGCCCCCAGGUCCAGCCCCGGCUGGUCCUCAGGGUGAGCCGCUGCCUGCUCCGUGUUGACGGUGGCACUAAUUUUCAUUCACCCUUGAUGCUGCCUUGUUCCUGAGUCCUAGAGGUGACCUGAAGCGGGUAUCCCGGAGAGCAGCCACUUCCCAAAGCUGACAGGAGUCAUUCAGGAGAGGAUCCCGUGCCACACGGCUCCCAGAGGAUGUCAGCCCCGUCUCCCCAGACACCCACAUACCGAUUGAUUCCUGGAUACUCGGGCCACGUGGGCCUACCGCUGCCUGGAUUGCUGUCCCCUCAGCUGCCUGGCCAUCAGUUACAGAGGAAUGAAAUGGGUUAGAAGGGAGACAAGGAGCAGAAAGAUACUUGGAUCACUGUCGUGGAUCACUGUGGUGGCUGGACAGUCACCUUACACCUGCUGUUGGGCAGGGGCUGCCUGGUGGCCGGGCCCACCUGCUCCUGGGAGGUGGGAGAGGAGGGAGCAGGCCCAGAUGGAGGCAGCAGUGUCUGGAAGAAAUGGAGCAGCCGUGGGGGGCUGGGUCCAUCUCCUCCGGAUCUCAGUGAGUGGCCCCCAGGAAUGACAGCAUCUGCCAACGAGCAGCCAGGGGCCCUCUUCUGGCUGUAAAUUUGAUGACCCGAUGCUUGUGCCCAGUGAGCGUGAGGAUUCAGACUUUUGACCUGAGGUAUAAGUGGUACUCUCUAUGCGUUUUUCUCCAAAAGUUAAACCGCUUUCUGUAAUCUGGUCUUUGGUGAGUUGGCAAGGUGGGGUUUGUUAUGGCGCAUAUUCUAGGGGGACUCAUGGUGAGUAAGUCAGGAUGUAGGCCCAUGUGGCAGGCUGUGACUACACUGGGCAUGGGCCAUCUCUCUGCUGGUGACACGUCAUGUAUUCACCUCAUUGCUGUGGCCUUUACAGAGGCCCAGAUGGUCACUCUGGAAGGUGAGCCCUAGUGGCAAGGUGAAGGUAUUUCAAAGGCUAUUUUUGGGGGGUUAGUGUUGAUUUUCAUCCUUGCUUCUGGGACUCUGAUAAGCAGAUCUGAAAUUUUAAAUCAUAAGACACUUUUAUCCAUCUGAAAAGGGCGGCUCCAGGACAUUGACUAUAAGGAUGGACAGAAGGACAAAUGCAUAGCAUCCUUUUCCCUUGACUCUGAACUUCCUGACAGACCAAAAGGGUGCUCCAGCGUUCCGAGGGGCUCCUUCCGUCUUCUCCUCCAGGCUUGCUCUCUGCUUUUGUUCAACCUACAUGGGAACAUCAUCCCAGCCCCUGGGCCUGGAACUUGGGUGCAGCUCAGCCGACGAGGAGCCCUGGCAGGGUAUGGACCAGGGCAUGGACACCAGGCAUUGGCCAGGAUCCAUCUCAGUGAGGUCACGUCAGCAUGGCCUGUCCCCACCCAAGGUCACAGCUCCCCUCGAGGAGGCCUCCCCUUCCAGGAUCUGGCCGUGGCUCCCUCCCUCGUGUCAGUCCUGGGGCUGCCAUGCUCUAACCACACCUUGGCAGGCGUUAUCCUCGCUGGGGGGAGUUGGGUCCCUGGCAGAUCCAGCUUCUGUUCCGGGAAGAUGGAAACAGCCCAUGUGUCCCACGGAUCCAGACUUUCCUGAUGCUUCUCUUGAAAGAAACUUCUCCUGUGAUCUUUCUAAACAAAAGCAGAUUUCACAAGCCUCUUCCCUGUGAUGAUCUUCGAGAAAAGCUAAAGGAUAAAUAAAAAUAGCUGCCGAGACAGCCUGCUCCCUUGAUGUCACUCACACUUUUUCUUAGACAAUGUCGUAGGUGAAACCUGGCAGCUUGUGGCUGCGUGUGUUGCACUUUCUGAAUGCAGUGAAGUUGGACGGUUUUCCAUAUGAUUAUUCCCUCGUAGAUGAAGUAUGUGAGGUGUGAGUCCCUGGUGUGCCAGGCUGCAUCCUCAGGGCUGCGGACCCCUCUGCACCAACCAGGAGAGAUGGACCCACCUUGGAGGCGGCGGGAGGCCCAGGCUGCUCUGGCCACUAGAUGGCGCUCCAGCCUCGUGUAAGGCAAACCCAGCACUCCCAGGUCCUGCAAAUGUUAGUUCUGCAAAAGGCAAGGCUUUCAGAGGUAUUUCUGAUGAGUGGGUGGAUGAAAUAGGAAGUGGGAAAUAACGAUGAUGUUCGCAGGAUGUCUGUAUCUCUUUGCCUAUUUCCCUCCUGUCUUGUCAAGCUGGUAUCACUGUGCUAGAAUUUAUUAUUAAACCAUAUCCUCGGAUGCAUUCCAAGGCAUCCUUUCACGGC
Messenger RNA from Equus caballus (horse), 5425 nucleotides. It is a transcript of the gene RAB17, whose product is annotated as RAB17, member RAS oncogene family. Gene Ontology annotation, molecular function: GTP binding; GTPase activity. NCBI's taxonomy places the organism in Eukaryota, Metazoa, Chordata, Mammalia, Perissodactyla, Equidae. Gene Ontology annotation, cellular component: endosome. Gene Ontology annotation, biological process: vesicle-mediated transport. The record is from RefSeq and is a predicted model, not a curated record.